AUGGAGGUGGCAUGGGCUGUGGAUUCCCAUUUUGUAGGAGAUGAUAUUGGAAAUGGUUGUCUGAUCGCACCAACUCUGUCCAUUGGUUCUUUACUCCUUCAGCAAGCUGCCAUUACAGCUUCCUUCCAUUACAACAAUGUCGAAAUUGUUGAAUCAAGGGCAAAUCCAACAGAUUUUCCAUCAUUGGAUGCUAUUCAAAUUUCAAAGAACCUCUCUAACAUGGGUCAAAUUUAUGAAGAUAUCGUGGCAAGAGGUCAAGUUCUAGGAGAAGAUGGGGGUAGGGUAUACAGCAUGGUCCUGCCAGGGCUUCCCUAUAGUACAGCCAUUUACUUCUCUGGCCCAGGAGUGGUUUACUCUAGUAAACACGAUAUCACUGAUGUGAAGUGCCUCAAGCCUGGCCUCAUCCUAGCUAUUAGAAAGGGCAUCCGACUGAAGAAUCUAGUGUAUGGCUUGGAGAAACUCUUGUACAGCCAACAUCUUUCCCUGGCUUCUGCACCCUCCUUUGGCAUAGCUUACAGAUUAGAUAAAGAAACAUGUCAUCAUGUGGGAAACAUGCCUAUUUCACUUUGCUAUCGACAAUAA
Molecule: messenger RNA, 582 nt
Organism: Populus trichocarpa (black cottonwood)
Lineage: Eukaryota; Viridiplantae; Streptophyta; Magnoliopsida; Malpighiales; Salicaceae
Product: dihydrodipicolinate reductase-like protein CRR1, chloroplastic
Exons: 6
Coding region: 1-582 (193 amino acids)
Cellular component (GO): chloroplast stroma
Molecular function (GO): 4-hydroxy-tetrahydrodipicolinate reductase activity
Source: RefSeq, a predicted model, not a curated record